Racocetra fulgida is the source of this 795-nucleotide messenger RNA. The record is from the annotation of a GenBank genome assembly. NCBI's taxonomy places the organism in Eukaryota, Fungi, Glomeromycota, Glomeromycetes, Diversisporales, Gigasporaceae.
AUGGAAGAAAAUCAAUUAGAUUUUACCUCUUUACCAAUAUUGGAUUAUAGUCUCGCUCAUAGUCUUAAAAAAAAUGAAUUCUUAUCUCAACUUCGUAAUGCACUUUUCCAUGAACUUGUCACAAAAAUCAAAUCAUAUUCCAUUCAAUUGUUUGAUCUUCCAACUUCCGAAAAAUUACGAAUUGAAAUGUGUAAUUCACCACAUUUUCUUGGAUACAGUAAAUUAGCUGCAGAAAAGACUAAAGGUAUAGACGAUAAUCGUGAACAAUUUGAUUUUGGAGCAGAAGUUCCUUGUACUUGGAAAGAAGGAGAACCUAUAUAUAGAAGACUUAAAGGACCUAAUCAAUGGCCUGAUGAGAAAUAUAUUCCUGGUUUCAAAGAAACCUUGUUGGAAUAUAUUAAAAGAAUGUCUGAUUUUUCUUUAGAAUUUAUGCAACUAAUAGCAUCAAGUCUGAGUCUCCCUCCUGAUUCUUUAAAUAAAUUUCUAGACCCAUAUGAUAAACAGAUGAAUCGUUUAAAGAUUGUUAAAUACCCAUCAUUAAAUACAUUAACUUUGGGUUCAGAUGGUAUUGUACAAGGCGUUGGUCCUCAUAAAGAUCCUUGGUUAACAUUUCUUCUUCAAGUUAAUGAUGUAUGGGGUUUACAAGUUCAAAACCAUAAAGGUGAUUGGAUAGAUGUUCCACCAACUGAAGGAACAUUUGUUGUGAAUAUUGGGUUAGGAAUUGAAGCCGUUACUAGAGGGGCAGGUAAACGUCAUUACCCUGAAUUGUUUGCCGAAUUAGAAAACAAGAAUUGA